AGCCACACGGGGGGGCUGGGACAGCGGGGGGGCACCCUGGGUCGCGAACCCGCAGCGCAUCCCACCCCCCCACCAGCCCACCCCGCGUCGCGCCCGGGUUAGGAGGUACCCCCCGGAAGCCGGGGCGCCGGGCCGCGCCUUCGAAGGUUCCGAUCCGGUCCAGGUCUGGGCCCCCGGGCCCGGCCCCGGCGCCUGCCGCCGCCCGGUCCCCAUAGCGACGCGGCCGCGCGGGCCCGGCGGAACCUGCCGAGCAGCCCCGGGCGGCCGAGCGGGGCCGGGCCCGGCAGGGGGCGCGCGGCGGGGCGGAGCGGCCGGGCCAGGCUCCCCAGGAAAGAAUCUAAUAAGGGGGCGGCCAGGCCCCAGCGGGAACAGCGCCCCUGCUCAGAGCGGUUCCCCGGGAGAGUCGGGGGCAGCAGCAAGGGGCUAGAUCCCCGCGGCACCCUGACAAAGAUCAGGAGGCUCCCCGCCUCUGGAGGCCACAGGUGGAGGCGCGCACACGCGGCAUGGAGAGCCAAGCCAGCAUGGCCCCUGUCCCUGGAGCGCUGCCCUACUUCGUGGCCUUCUCCCAGCUGCUGGGCCUGACCGUGGUGGCCACCACCGGCGCCUGGCUGGGCCUGUACCGCGGCGGCAUCGCCUGGGCGAGUUCCCUGCAGUUCAACGUGCACCCGCUCUGCAUGGUCAUUGGGCUCGUGUUCCUGCAGGGCGACGCCCUGCUGGUGUACCGGGUCUUCAGGAAUGAGACCAAACGCACAACCAAAGUUCUGCACGGGCUGCUGCACGUCUUAGCCUUCGUCAUCGCCCUGGUGGGGCUGGUGGCGGUGUUUGACUACCACCGGAAGAAGGGCUACCCCGACCUGUACAGCCUGCACAGCUGGUGCGGCCUCCUGGUCUUCGUGCUCUACUUUGUGCAGUGGCUCGUGGGCUUUAGCUUCUUCCUGUUCCCCGGAGCCUCCUUCUCGCUGCGGAGUCGCUACCGGUCUCAGCACAUCUUUUUCGGGGCCACCAUCUUCCUGCUCACGGUGGGCACCGCCCUGCUGGGCCUGAAGGAGGCGCUGCUGUUCAAGCUGGGGACCGAGUACAGCACCUUCGAGCCCGAGGGUGUCCUGGGCAACGUGCUGGGCCUGCUGCUGGUGGCCUUCGGCCUGGCCGUGCUCUACGCCCUGACGCGCAGCGACUGGCGACGGCCAGCCCAGGAGGAGGAGCGGGCGCUGUCCAUGGACUUCAAGACACUGACGGAGGGCGACAGCCCCAGCUCCUCCCAGUGAGGCGCCCCCGCCCCCAUCACGCAGGGGCUCCCGGAGGGAGGGGCUGCACCGGCCACGGCGCCCUCUCCCCUCCCCGCCCUCCCACCCUUGCAGCCCCGUCAGUGUCUCUGUCACCCCUCAGGAGGAGCAGUCGUGGGUCCGAGCUUGGUGGUGGGUGCUGGUGGUCCCUGAAGGAGAGGAGAGGCCCGGGCAGGGCUCAGGGCCUUGCACGGGCUCCCGCAACCCCAAGUGCAGACAGGAGGCUGCCGGCCUUGGGCUGGGUCACACAGGUCCUUGGCAGCUCAGCAAGUGAGAUGAUGUGUCAAGUAUGUAGGCUCGGAGCAGGGUCCCCGGAGAGGAGCGGGCCUGGCCUGCAGCCCUGCAUGUGGCGUUCCCCCCCUCCCAUCUUAGCCUCAUUGUGGGAGUCUCAGGAUCGCAGCGACCCGCCCUUGGACGCUGAGAAGAUGGAGCCAGCCAGGGCGAGGCUGCUCUGGGCUCGGGGACACUUUGUGCCCCCUCACGAGCCGGGACCCCACUGGCCCCCAGAGAGGCAGGCUCUCAGCCUCACCCCGGGCAGGCUCCCCAACGCUGAGGGCUCAAGCCUUCUCCCUCCCGCAACAAAAGCUGCCGCUGUGGUUCCCCUUUUACUUUGUGGGGUGGAAGCGCCGGCCGGCCCCUCCCUCCCCAACCUGGGAGCACCCCGCCCCGCCCCUGCCCAGGACGUCAGGCGGAUCGACCCUCCCCCCAGAGUGCUGUUAGCUGAAUCGCUCUUGGCUUCAGUCUGGCGAUAACCUGAUUAGAGCAUUGAUCUUGUGCUCCUGGGACUUGGCGAAUGUUCUCUCUGCUUUCCUUGUUUUCUGGGCUUGGGGGGAGCAUGACAGUUUCAAGACAGACCCAGUUUUGCCUCAUGAAGCAAUUAAUCCCAUUCCCCAGUCUACUGUUGCUUCAGGCCCCGCCCUUCCUCAUCCAAACGCUGGUCUCCUGCGCUGGCCUGCGCCUCUGCUGCCGCCCCAGGCAGCGGGCGGGGUGGGGGUGGGGGUGUGCACCCACUGGAACCAUCUGAUGUUUACAUGUGGGAACCCCACCUUGGACAAACGUCCAGAGUACGAUGUGCGCUGUGCCAGGGCUAGAAGCCGGUCUAUUUGCUGGUGUGAGGCCUGGAAGGCUGGUGCGUAUUUAUUUGAUUCUCCUGUGGCCACUCCUCUGUGCGAUGUGUUGUUGGUGCAACUGAUGAUUCAAUAAAUAUCUGCAGCAGA
Molecule: messenger RNA, 2500 nt
Organism: Sorex araneus (European shrew)
Lineage: Eukaryota; Metazoa; Chordata; Mammalia; Eulipotyphla; Soricidae
Product: transmembrane ascorbate-dependent reductase CYB561
Exons: 7
Coding region: 504-1265 (253 amino acids)
Cellular component (GO): lysosomal membrane
Molecular function (GO): oxidoreductase activity
Source: RefSeq, a predicted model, not a curated record